CUGUUACCAGCAAAUUUACACACAUCAAUGCCUUAUCUGCAAUGGGGAGUACUUUCCAUUACUGCUGCACCCAUCAAAAUCCAUCCUCUUCAUUUCUUUCCUCCCUUGCCCAUUUGCCCAACCAAGCCUCAGCUGCCCCCGCCUAAUACCGUCGCCGAUAUAACCAACCAGUCUAACCACCACUACACACUCCACUCCAUUUCCCACUCGACUCCAUCCAGACAUUGUCUCCAAUGUCGCCGCCGCCGCUUCGCCUCCUCCUCUUCCUCCUCCUGCUCCACCUCCCCUCCUCCCUCUCCUCGCGCCACCACCACCACGCCCCGUCGCCGUCCAAGCCGGCGCCGGCCUCCUACGCGGCGCCGCUCGCCGUCCUCCUCGCUUGCAACGCCACGCGGUUCCAGCCCGCCUGCGUCUCCACGCUCUCCAACGCCUCCGCCGACGCGUCCACUCCGGACCUCCUCGCCGCCACGCUCUCCGCGCUCAGGGCCCGCAUCCCGCCGGCCGUCUCCACGGCGCGGUCCGUCCUCGCCGCCUCCUCCAACGUCAACCUCACCAACGCCGCCACCAACUGCCUCACGUUCCUCUCCUUCUCCACCCACCGCCUCUCGCCGCCGCCCUCGACGUCGUCGCCGUCGCUCCUCUCCGCCUCCACCGCGCUCCUCCACCUCUACGACUGCUGGUCCGCCUACAAGUACGUCAACUUCUCCCGCACCAUCUCCGACGCCAUGGCCUACCUCGACGACACCAUCGCCGUCAACAGCAACUACAUCUCCAUGCUCGCCGCGCUGCAGCGCUACGGCGACGACACCUUCCGGUGGGCCCCGCCGCAGACCGAGCGCGACGGCUACUGGCCGCCCGCGGCGGCGGGGUCCGCCGCCGACGAGGACGCGCUCGGCGUGCCCAAGGGGCUCCCCCCCAACGUGACGGUGUGCGGCGCGGGGUGCCACUACAAGACGGUGGGGGAGGCGGUGGCGGCGGCGCCGGACUACGGCGACGAGAUGUUCGUGGUGCACGUGAAGGAGGGGGUGUACAAGGAGACGGUGAACGUGCCGUUGGAGAAGACGAACGUGGUGGUCGUCGGGGACGGCAUGGGGAAGACGGUCAUCACCGGCGACCUCAACGCCGACACGCCGGGCGUCUCCACGUUCAACACGGCCACCGUAGGCGUGCUCGCGGACGGCUUCAUGGCGCGCGACCUGACGAUCUCCAACACGGCCGGGCCCGACGCGCACCAGGCGGUGGCGUUCCGGUCGACGGGCGACCGCACGGUGCUGGACACGGUGGAGCUCCUGGGCCACCAGGACACGCUGUACGCGCACGCCAUGCGGCAGUUCUACACCCGGUGCCGCGUCUCUGGCACCGUCGACUUCGUCUUCGGCAACUCGGCCACCGUCCUCCGCGACACCGCCCUCAUCGUCCUCCCGAGGCAGCUCCGCCCGGAGAAGGGCGAGAACGACGCCGUCACCGCGCAGGGGCGCACCGACCCGGCGCAGCCCACGGGGAUCGUGCUCCGCGGCUGCGUCGUCAACGGCAGCGACGACUACAUGGCGCUGUACAGGGAGAAGCCCGACGUGCACCACGUCUACCUGGGCCGGCCCUGGAAGGAGUACUCGCGCACGGUGUACGUCGGCUGCACGCUCUCCGAGAUCGUGCAGCCGCGCGGGUGGAUGGCGUGGAACGGCGACUUCGCGCUCAAGACGCUCUACUACGGCGAGUACGAGAGCGCCGGCCCCGGCGGCGACGGCGCCAGCGGGAGCAGGAUCGGGUGGAGCAGCCAGGUGCCCAGGGACCACGUCGACGUGUACAGCGUCGCCAGCUUCAUACAGGGUGACAAGUGGAUACCCAAAAUACAUUAGUUAGAGCAGCAUAAAAAGAAGUAAAUGGUGGUCCAUUGUGUGAUCCCCUCGAAUGAGAUGGUGCCAAACUGCCAACGGCGUAUAGCCAUUUAACUGUGCAAACGCAUUGUGCCGUGCAUAAUGUUUAAUGAAAGGGUGGCCAAAGCCUUUUCCUUGAUCAAUGAGGAUGUAUGAUCUAGUGCUAGCCGACCGUGAACGUGAAGGCUAAAUCUAUGAAAAGAAACAGCUGAAAUUUCCAA
Messenger RNA from Oryza sativa Japonica Group (Japanese rice), 2095 nucleotides. RefSeq names its product probable pectinesterase/pectinesterase inhibitor 51. Lineage: Eukaryota; Viridiplantae; Streptophyta; Magnoliopsida; Poales; Poaceae. Gene Ontology annotation, biological process: cell wall modification. Gene Ontology annotation, molecular function: pectinesterase activity; pectinesterase inhibitor activity. The record is from RefSeq and is a predicted model, not a curated record.